GCUACUGAGAGAAUACUUUCAAGUGCUUGUGAGAAGUUUCUUGAACGUGAAGUUCUUAUUUUUUUUUCUCAUCUUUUAUCUUUUCCCUCUUUUUAUCUUCAGUCCUUUAGGCUUCAGCUUAGUGGUAGGCAUUUCGUGUAUCUGCUGCUUAGUGGUAGAUAUCUCGGGUUUGUGUGAAGAAAGUCUAGGGUUCGAAACCUUAUAACUUGUCCUAAAACACCAAACGUGCAAUGCAGGCUGCUUUUUAAUAGAAAUUAGCUUAUUGGGCAAGAUAUUAUUAAAAAAAAAUCUAUUAGGACUAAUUUCUAGUAAUAAAAAGUUGUUAGAAAAAAUCCAGAGAGAGAAAACACCUUAGGAAGAAAGAGAAGAUGCCUACAGCGGUAGACUCAACCGUCAUGCUCCCACCACCCAUUGAGGCCUCUACCAUGGUACCACCUCACCUCCGGCCAAAGCCCGACACUGUAAAAUACUUAGAAGACGUUCCUGUAAUUGACCUUUCACCACUCCAGACGCCAAAUUCUCAUGACUUGGCGGACAUCGUCGCUCAAGUACACAUAUCUUUAAAGGAAUGGGGCUUCUUUGUGGUUGUAAACCACGGAGUGGCGCCAGGCCUUUGGCCCGAAGUUAUAAGAGUUAUGUCUGAGUUUUCAAAACUUUCUUUUGAGGAGAAGCGAAAGGUUGCCAGAAACCCGAACAUGCCAUGGGGUUACAAUGAAAGUGACCACACGAACAACAUACGGGACUGGGCCGAGGUUUUCGACUUCAUGUUGAAUAAAGAACUUUCGAUCCCAGCAUCGUUGGAGCCAGAUUGCCAAGAGACAUCUACUCUCCACAACCAGUGGCCAGAAAACCCGGCAGAUUUUCGGAAAGUCUGCGAGGAAUUUACACAGGCUGCUUCAAAAUUGAUGUGCCAAUUGCUAGAGCUCAUCGCACUCAGCCUAGGCUUACCAGCUGAUCGCUUCAACCGUUACCUUGAGAACCACAUGAACUACGCUAGAAUCAACUAUUUUCCAAUAUGCCCUACUCCCGAAUUGGUUCUAGGCAAAGGAGCUCACAAGGACCAUGCUAUCUUGACCCUCCUGACCACAAAUGAAGUCAGUGGGCUCGAGUUGAAGCGAAAAUCGGACGGUGAAUGGCUCCGACUGAGACCCAUUCCUGAUUCAGUGGUGGUCAUCAUGGCAGGUGUUCUACAGGUUUGGAGCAACGACGAAUAUGAGUGCAUCGUGCAUAGAGUUGUCGUAAACUCAGAGAACGAGAGGUUCUCGAUGGUCACUGUAGCUUCACCUUCAUAUCAUGUGAUGGUUAAGCCUAUUGAGGAGCUUGUAACUGAAGAAAACCCCUCUAAAUUCAAAGAAUACAAGUGGGGAGAUUUCUUCAUGUCGAGGAGGGUCAGCAAUCUUGACAAGACAAAGACUGCAAUUCAAAUAACUGACUUCAAGUUAGGAGAGGAGCGCAAGCCUCAUGUCUAAGGAGUAAACAUUGAGGUUGUUACAAGAUUCAAAACAUGAAAUCCCUCGAUGGUUGUUGGUAUCUUUUCAGUCUUCCUCUUAAUAUGUUCAAAUAUUUCGGUCCUAAGUCCGCUUUGUUUCCUCCUAUCAGAUAGAUUGAUUCUACAUAAGGAGUCUGCAACUGUGUGUUGUGUUGGUUGCA
Messenger RNA from Amborella trichopoda, 1650 nucleotides. Its product is annotated as protein DMR6-LIKE OXYGENASE 2. NCBI's taxonomy places the organism in Eukaryota, Viridiplantae, Streptophyta, Magnoliopsida, Amborellales, Amborellaceae. The record is from RefSeq and is a predicted model, not a curated record.